AUGCUACAACGAAAUAUCAUUGAGCCUUCAAAUAGUCCAUGGGCGUCCAGUAUAGUGUUAGUAAGGAAGAAAGGCGGUACCACCAGAUUUUGUAUAGAUUACAGAAAGCUGAAUAAAAUUACGAAGCAUGAUGCAUAUCCUUUGCCAAGGAUAGAUGAAUCUCUGGAUCAGCUUAGUGGUGCUACCUGGUUUUCUACGUUAGAUUUAUGUUCAGGGUAUUGGCAAGUGGCCGUUGACUCUCAAGACAAGCAGAAAACAGCUUUCACAACAAGACGAGGCUUGUAUGAGUUUUCAGUAAUGCCAUUUGGCCUGUGCAACGCGCCAGCAACAUUUGAACGUCUUAUGGAAACAGUGCUGCGCGGUUUGCAAUUUGAAAUCUGUCUUAUUUAUCUUGACGACAUUAUAGUCUUUGGAAAGAAUUUUGAAGCUAUGAUAGAAAAUCUCUCAAGAGUGUUUGACCGUCUUGAAGAAGGAGGACUGAAACUAAAACCGAAAAAGUGUACUCUUUUUGCCAGACAAGUUGAGUUUUUGGGUCAUGUUGUAUCUUCAAAUGGGAUAGCUACAAGUCCAGAUAAGACCAAAGCAAUUCAAGAUUGGAAUACGCCUUCCAAUAUUACAGAAGUAAGAUCAUUUAUUGGUCUGUGUAGUUAUUAUAGGAAGUUUGUCAAGGAUUUUGCCUCUAUUGCAAAACCUUUGCAUGACUUGACGUCCAAAGAGAAACCCUUUAAAUGGACAGAGGAAUGUCAGAUUUCAUUUGACAAGCUAGAACAAAUUCUGACUUCAGAACCAAUUCUUACACAUCCAGAUUUUGAAAAGGAAUUUAUCUUAGACACUGAUGCGAGUGAUAAAGCCAUUGGUGCUGUACUUUUGCAGAUUGAGCAAUGUCAGUCACUACAGUUAGCUCAGAAAAAUGACAAUGAUCUGCAAAAGUUACGGGAAUGGAUUGAGGAAGGUUCCUCUCCUGGUUCUAAGAAAGUGGCACCAGAAAACUAUUUUCUUAAGUCAUUGGUUUCCCAGUUUGAUAGACUGUGCAUUAAAGAUAAUCUAAUCUGUCGAAAGUGGGAAGAAUUGUCGUCAAAGCAGACACUUUAUCAGUAUGUAGUCCCAUACUCUGAGCGCCGUAAUGUUCUUAGACAAUACCAUGACGAGAAAACUUCAGGUAAUCUUGGUAUUAAGAAGACAUUGUCUAAAAUUCGCAAUAGAUAUUGCUGGCCUGGGUUACAGCGGGAUGUGCGACAGUAUAUAGCUUGUUUUGAGCUUUGUUCUAAAAGGAAGAGUGACAAUGUAACCAAGUGUGCACCCAUGAAGGUAGUACAUUCUGGUUAUCCUUUUGAGAGAAUAGCAACAGACAUUUUAGGCGAGCUACCAGUCACAAAGAAUGAAAACAAGUACAUCCUGGUGGUUGCAGACUAUUAUACUAAAUGGACAGAAAGUUUUGCAAUGCCAAAUAUGGAAGCAAGUACGAUUGCAAAGAUCAUAGUAGAAGAGGUGAUAUGUCGAUUUGGUACACCAGCAGUCAUCCACUCAGACCAAGGUAGGCAGUUUGAAAGCAAACUGUUCUCCGAAAUGUGUACUUUGCUUGGAAUUCGAAAGACACACACAACGCCAUAUCAUCCCCAAUCGGAUGGUAUGGUGGAACGUUUCAAUCGGACUCUCACAACUAUGCUCAGCAAUUUUGUUAAUGACAAUCACACGGAUUGGGAUGAGCAUUUACCUUAUGUCAUGAUGGCAUACAGGUCCACAAUCCAUGAAACCACUGGUUUUUCGCCGAAUUCAUUAAUGCUUGGAAGGGAGGUUUGCACUCCUUUAGACAUCAUGUAUGAUGUACCCUCUGCUAUUAAACCAAUACCUCAAAAUAAAUGGGUUUGGGAACUGCAAGAAAGACUUGAAAAUGCACAUAAAAUUGUACGCACAAAUACACAACAAGCCAUGGUUCGUCAGAAACAUUACCAUGACAGAAAAUUGAAUUGGGCAAAAUUCAAGGAAAAUGAUGAGGUCUAUGUUUACUUUCCCAGAACUAAGACAGGACAGUCCCCAAAAUUCACGAGUUAUUGGCAUGGACCAUACAAAGUCAUUAAAGUAAUGUCUGAUGUAACUUAUAUGGUGAAUUGCGGAGCACGGGGGUCAAAUCAGGUCAUACACGUCGAUAGAAUGAGAUUGAAACGACAUCAAACAUUAUUUGGAGAAACUCCAGAUGUUGUAGAACAGAGAGACGACAGAAUUCUUGACAAAAACGAAUAUCUGACUGAUGACAUAAAUGACGAGAAAGCAAUUGCAAAAGAUACAAUUAUUGAGCAUCAGGGUAGUACUGAUGGGAUAGGUUCUGUUGGUAAUAGAGUUACCUACACGACAGUUUAG
Molecule: messenger RNA, 2358 nt
Organism: Saccostrea cuccullata (small rock oyster)
Lineage: Eukaryota; Metazoa; Mollusca; Bivalvia; Ostreida; Ostreidae
Exons: 2
Coding region: 1-2358 (785 amino acids)
Biological process (GO): DNA integration
Molecular function (GO): nucleic acid binding
Source: RefSeq, a predicted model, not a curated record